Molecule: messenger RNA, 996 nt
Organism: Centruroides sculpturatus (bark scorpion)
Lineage: Eukaryota; Metazoa; Arthropoda; Arachnida; Scorpiones; Buthidae
Exons: 1
Coding region: 1-996 (331 amino acids)
Source: RefSeq, a predicted model, not a curated record
AUGACCAACAUUGUUAUAGCCGCACCUGUCACCCCCAGAAUGUUUGCGUUUGCAAAAACUCACAAACCAGGGAGAGAACUCAGACCUGUGGUGGACAAGGCCAGAACACCAACUAUCAAUUUAGAAAAAGCUACACACAGAUUAUUAGUACCUCAACUGGACGGAUACCCACACACCAUAACCAGAUCGACGGACCUAGUUAACAUCCUUAAACACAUAUCGACACCUCCGAAAUUCAUAACUGUCUUGGAUUUCAAAUCUUUAUAUCUUUCCAUCAAUCUCCCAUUGGUAUUUUGUGCCAUAAGAGAUAUGCUCAUGCACAUGAUCCAAGAUAACAUGUUACAACAGGACAUCCUAGAAAUGUCACAUCUGUUCUGCCACAACUCUUUCUUCAGAUUCAACGGAGUCACUCACAAACAACAACGUGGUGUACCAAUGGGAAGCCCAGUCGCAGGAGACCUCUGCGAGAUUGUGGUGAGGAAACUCGAAUCGGAAUUCUUACCAUCUCAACUCCCACACAUUCUUCUAUACAAAAGAUACAUCGAUGAUAUCCUUAUUCUAUGGAAGAAGAUCCCAAAUAUCUCGACGCUAAUCGACACCAUCAACAAUAAUCCCUAUGGAUUAACGGUGGAAUUAGAUCAAGCCGACCCAAACCAAGCGCACUUAUUAGACAUUAACAUCAAAAUAGAAGUAUCAUCCAUCAAUACAGAAGUGUAUCAUAAACCAACCGCUCAACCUUUGUAUAUACCUGCAACAUCAUGUGACCCACCACAGUAUAAGAUGGCAGCAUUCAACACAUUAAUCAAAAGAGCAUAUUCACAUUCCUCGUCUCAAUCAGCUUUCAAUUCUGAAAUGCGACGCAUAGAGCACAUAGCUAAACAACAUGACUAUCACAACGUCUUAUGCAAGAUAAACAACAAGGUACUACAACAACAAUCCGACAACACCUCUCAUUCCAAUGAUUCCCUGGUUAAUCACGUACAACCCGGCACUUAA